Molecule: messenger RNA, 9559 nt
Organism: Harpia harpyja (harpy eagle)
Lineage: Eukaryota; Metazoa; Chordata; Aves; Accipitriformes; Accipitridae
Gene: CBLB
Product: Cbl proto-oncogene B
Exons: 19
Coding region: 167-3085 (972 amino acids)
Biological process (GO): negative regulation of epidermal growth factor-activated receptor activity; cell surface receptor signaling pathway
Cellular component (GO): plasma membrane; membrane raft
Molecular function (GO): receptor tyrosine kinase binding; phosphotyrosine residue binding; calcium ion binding
Source: RefSeq, a predicted model, not a curated record
GUCCGACGAGUCGCUUCGGCUGCGCUCCGCCGCCCCGGGCUGAGGACGGGGGAAGCGGCCGCCGCGGGGGGCUGAGGAGGCUCCCCCACGCCCGCCUCUGGCUCUGCUCGGCGGCUCCUCUCGCUCUCGGCACAAAGCCGCGCGGUGCGAAUCUCUCGCCUCCCAGAUGGCCAAUUCCCUCAACGGCCGGAACCCGCGCAAGGGACGGAUCCUGGGCUUCAUUGAUGCCAUUCAGGAUGCUGUGGGCCCCCCCAAGCAGGCAGCUGCCGACCGGAGGACUGUGGAGAAGACCUGGAAGCUUAUGGACAAAGUGGUAAGAUUGUGCCAAAACCCAAAGCUGCAGCUCAAAAACAGCCCACCUUACAUACUUGACAUUUUACCUGACACUUAUCAACAUUUGCGACUUAUACUGAGCAAAUACGAUGACAACCAGAAACUUGCACAACUCAGUGAGAACGAAUAUUUUAAAAUCUACAUUGACAGUCUCAUGAAAAAAUCGAAACGUGCUAUAAGACUCUUCAAAGAAGGAAAGGAAAGAAUGUAUGAGGAGCAGUCACAGGACAGGAGAAACCUAACAAAGCUGUCCCUCAUCUUCAGCCACAUGCUAGCAGAAAUCAAGGCUAUUUUUCCAAAUGGCCAAUUCCAGGGUGAUAACUUUCGUAUCACCAAAGCCGAUGCUGCAGAUUUCUGGCGAAAAUUCUUUGGAGACAAAACUAUAGUGCCAUGGAAAGUGUUCAGGCAGUGCCUUCAUGAAGUUCAUCAGAUAAGCUCUGGUUUGGAAGCAAUGGCUCUUAAAUCUACUAUUGACUUGACCUGCAAUGACUACAUUUCAAUUUUUGAAUUUGAUAUCUUCACUAGAUUAUUUCAGCCAUGGGGUUCAAUCUUAAGGAAUUGGAACUUCUUAGCUGUGACGCAUCCUGGAUAUAUGGCAUUCCUCACAUAUGAUGAAGUGAAAGCGAGGUUACAAAAAUACAGCACUAAGCCUGGGAGCUACAUUUUCAGACUGAGUUGUACUCGCUUGGGACAGUGGGCCAUUGGAUAUGUGACUGGCGAUGGGAACAUAUUGCAGACCAUACCUCACAAUAAGCCUUUGUUUCAAGCUUUGAUUGAUGGCAGCCGGGAAGGAUUCUAUCUGUUCCCAGAUGGACGAAGUUAUAAUCCUGAUUUGACAGGAUUAUGUGAACCCACACCGCACGAUCACAUAAAAGUCACACAGGAGCAGUAUGAAUUGUACUGUGAAAUGGGUUCCACUUUUCAGCUGUGUAAAAUCUGUGCAGAGAAUGACAAGGAUGUCAAGAUAGAGCCUUGUGGACACCUUAUGUGCACUUCUUGUCUUACAGCGUGGCAGGAAUCUGAUGGCCAAGGAUGUCCUUUCUGCCGCUGUGAAAUCAAAGGAACUGAACCAAUCAUUGUGGAUCCCUUUGAUCCAAGGGAUGAAAACUCCAGGUGCUGCAGUAUUAUUGAUAGCUUUAGUAUGCCCAUGUUGGACUUGGAUGAUGAUGAUGAUAGAGAAGAGUCUUUAAUGAUGAAUCGUUUGGCUUCAGUCCGAAAGUGCAAUGAGAGGCAGAAUUCACCAGUGACUUCCCCGGGAUCUUCCCCUCUUGCACAAAGAAGAAAACCACUUCCAGACCCGCUGCAAAUCCCACAUCUUAGUCUUCCACCUGUACCUCCUCGUCUGGAUCUUAUUCAGAAGGGAGUAGCACGGUCACCAUGUGCCAGCCCAACUGGAUCACCAAAGUCUUCUCCUUGUAUGGUGAGGAAACAAGACAAACCUUUGCCAGCACCACCACCUCCUUUGCGUGAUCCUCCCCCACCCCCACCGGAGAGACCCCCUCCAAUUCCGCCAGACAACAGGAUAAGCAGACACCUGCAUCAUCCGGAAAGCGUGCCUUCCAGAGACCAGCCAAUGCCCCUUGAAGGCUGGUGUCCCAGAGAUGUGUUUGGGACAAGUCAGUUGGUAGGGUGUCGAAUAGGGACCGAUGCUUCUCCCAAACCAGGACUGACUGCAAUUUCAAACAUAAAUGGAAGGCACAACCGCAUAAGUUCUGAUCCAGGAUUUAUGAGGAAACAUAGACGUCACGAGCUGCCUGCGGAAGGUGCCAAGGUCUUUUCAAAUGGUCAUCUGAUAAAUGAAGAAUAUGAUGUCCCUCCACGGCUUUCACCCCCUCUUCCAGCUGCCUCCAUCAUCCCUAGUAUAAAAUGCCCUGUUCCUUCAGUAAAUUCUCUGUCUGAUAAAUCAAGGGAUCACACAGAUGAUGAUGAUGAAUACAAAAUUCCAUCUUCACAUCCUGUAAUACUGAGCUCACAACCAUCUCAUGGUCAUAAUACAAAACCUCUUGCUCGGGUGUGUGAGAAUGGUCAAUGUGCUGGAGUAACGAAUGGAACACACAGUACUGCUUCUGAGAUGAAGAAAUCAAAACACCCAGAGUUAGGAGAUGUCUAUGAUGCACCUACUGUUCCGGUACCUUUGCCACCUGCACGACCUCCUACCAGAGACAACCCAAAACACAGCUCUUUGCUCAACAGGACACCCUCCGAUUAUGAUCUUCUGGUGCCCCCUUUAGGUGAAGAUGCGUUUGAUAACUCACCCCCUUCGCUACCACCACCACCACCACCUGCUCGGCACAGCAUGAUUGAGCAGACAAAACCUGCUGGCUCAGGAAGCCGACCUCCUUCAGGACAUGAACUGUUCCUUCAUUCUGAUCCCCAUUUUGAUCCAAUAACUGGUCAUGUUCCUUUGCCACCUGCUCGUAGAGUAACUGGAGAAAAUGUCAAAACAAAUAGGACAUCUCAAGACUAUGAUCAACUUCCUCCCUCUUCAGAUGGUUCACAAGCACCAGCCAGGCCCCCUAAACCACUUCCUCGGAGGACUGCACCAGAAAUACACCACAGGAAAGCAUACAGCUCUGACAGUUCCACAGAAAAUGUGGAUGCAAAAAUUGCGAAACUUAUGGGAGAGGGCUACUCCUUUGAAGAAGUCAAGAGGGCACUUGAAAUUGCCCAGAAUAAUGUUGACGUGGCCCGUAGUAUUUUAAGAGAGUUUGUCUGUUUUCCUCCACCGGUCUCCCCACGUCUCAAUCUAUAGCAGCGUCAAGAUUUUCUUGGAGCAUGUGAAUUCUACAUUAUACAAGUGUGGAUUGGGGAGUGAAAGAAAGAAGAGAAUGGAAUAUUUUUCUUUCAUCCUUAGUAGAAGGGUGUUUGUUUCCAGCCGUUUAUCAAAGGCUCAUGGCUGCUCUGAUCAAGACUCAUAAAUAUGCUGAGGCUUAUGUAUUUUUGCUAGCCAUACUUUUUUAAAUCAGGGUUGAACUGACAAAAUAAUUUAAAGAAGUUUACUUCCCUAGAACUUUUAAUCUGUGAAAUGCUUUUUCUUGUUUACAAGUUGGCAAGUUACAGUUUUCUAGUUGAUGCCUGUACUACGUUCCUGUUCGUAUUCCCUUGUACCUUGUGGUCAGUUCUGCUGUAGCAUUCCCAACAGUUUCCAUGCUGACCACCCCAUCAACUAAAUCAUCACUUUCCAGAAGUUCUGUGUUUGGUUUUUUUUUCUCUUACAAGAUGCUUUAAUUGUUUUUUUGCAUUUCAGCUCAUCAAAUGCAAAAAGUAUGUGGCCUUCACUACUGAUUUUUUUUUUCUUCUGAGAUUCCUUUGCUUUUGAGAGAGGAAAUAUCUGAAUGUAAAAUGCAUUAUUCUGUCUAUGAACUGCCUUUUUAAAGGUAUUUUGACAGUAAUGUUGGGCAGCUUUCUGUUUAACAUGAAUUCCAUGACCUGUAGUCCUCAAGGUCUUUUAUACACAGUUUCCACAAAAAAAUCCCAACCAACAAAUAAAACACUUCAUGCAGCAGUGAUACUGAGUUCUAACAUGUAAAAGCUCUUUCAAAUUUGAGUAUUUGAUUGCAAAUGUUCAAAAAGCCAAAUGCACGUGAUAAUACUGUGUUUUGAUUACACACUAAUGGCACCAGUUCUAUAUGACCUAUGUAAACUGAGGCAUACCAGACUAGAAGGAAUCUUUUUGAAUCAUAUUAAUGGUAUUCAGGUAAAUUCCAGUUCUAGCUUCUGUAAAGUAGAAUACAGUUAAUUUUUUGUUUGAGUGAUUAACCUGUGGUUCAUUGUGGCUUGGAUCAGUUUGUAUUAACAUGGAAACUUUAAAUCUUUGAUGCACUGUUAAUUCCUAAUGCUACUGUAGCAAUAUUUUUUGCAAAAUUCUUUAGUAACCUCCUCCUCUGUACACUUUAUUAUUCUCAAGUAUGUGUUUAAUACCCAAAUUCAUUCACUGUCUUUCUAGCUGCUUAGAUGGAAACACAUUUUUGCUUUACGUGGUUAGUGAUACUCCAGGCUUUGAUGUUUUAUUUUUGAGCCCAAAUUGAUGCAAGCCAAAUUAAAAAUCUUCCCAAUUUUAGAAAAGAGAGAGAGAGAAGACAACUCUGCUCUUACUACUCUGAAAGUUAAGAGUCCAAAUCUUUCCAGAAUAAUUUUUAAGAUUGCUGCUUUCUUGUUUUUUUAGGAAACUUUGAAAUCUUCUUUUAUUACUAUUGAAAAGAUAAAACCAUGUGGUUGGUAGAAUAUUUUUCACAUUUUGAGAUGUGACCAGUAUAUGAGAAUUUUCACAGUGUGCUAAGCUGGGUGUGAGGUAUAUAUUUAUUGUUCCCUUUCAGCUGUCAGUGUUCUCCUUCACUCGGAGCAAGUGGUGAAAGUUACAUCACUUACAGGAUCAGAUCUCAGCAGCCAAUGCAUUUGUUUUCAAGAUUUUUUUUUUUUUAAAGACAGCAAAUAGCUGAAUUGCAGGAUUCAAAAUAACUGGGAACACCCAGUGGAAAUUACUGUGAUAUCUCAAAGUCCAUCAUUUCAUCAAAGAACUUAUUCUUAAAACCAAUAAAUAAAUUAUUUUGUAGCAUCACAAAGCAUAGUAUGGAUAUCAUUAAUCUGCUUCAGUGAUAAAAGAUGAUCAGGAGAAUUCAGGGUAUAGGGAAGAGCUUCUGUUCCAUUUUGAUUUAAGCAAAUGAUUCUGAGUUUAUGUUCUAGAAAAGGGCAUUUGCAACUUUCUUUAAAUGUUCAUUCCUUGAGUAGAGCUUAUGAAAAGUUUUGGUUGAAGUUAUAUUCUGUGCUUUUUGUUCAAGUAAAUCUUUCCUCUGUUUGGGGGGAAAGUUUUGUGUAGUCUUGAGCCUUCUUGUUCAUUUGGUUUGUUUACAACAUCACUCUAGCAUUUUAGCUAACUAUAAAUUCAGAAUGAUUCAUGCUAUUAAAUUAAACAAUCUGGUUGUACUGGAAUUACUUAAAUGAGGUUCUAGCAUAACUGCCAGCAUAGCAAUGACAGCAGUGAAAAAAGAGCACUUCACAAGGAUGAGCAAACAAUCGGCAGAUUGAGUUUUGAAAUUUUGAAUUGUAAUGGAGAACUCAUUUUCUUAUUUUUAUGCAGCAGCUUAGUAUAAAUUACAGCCUUAUAUUUCAACUAGAGGCUGGAACUGCUGCCCAGUAGAUUACGUUUUUUAAAUUUUUCCUUCUCCUUUCUGGUUGUGACCACCAGUGACACUUACUUUUUUUCAUAUGUGUUAAAAAAAGCCUGAUGAGCAAUAUUCUGAGUGGUAACUUGAAAAGAGUUCCAUUAAUCUUUAAAUGAGUGUGCUAAUAACACUUCUAAAUAAUGGAAUGUGAAGACUAUUUCAGACCUGUUUUGGUUAAUAGUUUUAAAGUCAAACAGAGCGAAAUUGCUUUGCUAGAGUGUUGAUGUUUACUCUGCAGUAAUUAAUAGUCUUAAAAUAAAUUAAUCUGGUUACAGUCUAGCUCUCUAAAGACAUAGUUCUCUAAACAUAUUUUAACCUUUGUAAGACUUAAGGGUGUGAUCCUGGCAGUGUGUUAUGCACAUAUAUAACUUUAAGGAAGACUGACUUCAAGUGAGAGUGCUUGAAUGAACCAAAUUGGUUAAACUCAGAAACCUGUGCAAUCAUAUUUCUUCCAAUUAAAUGUCAUUGCAGGCUUUAGACCAUCAUUCUGAUGUCUGUUGGCCUCAACUUUUAUCUCCUUUGGGCUAAAUUACUGCAUUUUAAGCAAAUUGGCUGAAUCAGAAGUUGAACGAAGUUAAGUGGACAUCAGCAGCAUGGAUCUUUUCCAAAGACUAUGAGUAGAAAAAAAUUGAAAUUGUGAUAAAAUGAAUGAAUUUAAUAUGAUUAGCCAUGUUAAUGGCUUGGCUGGAACCCUAAAAUGGUGGCUGGUAAAAUUUCUUAUGUUCAGUAUCUCAAGAGUGCAUCUUGCACAGUUUUUUUCAUAAUGUGAAUUUAGGAAGUUUUGUACCAGGAUCAUUCUGUUAUAUUUCAUUUUCAGCUUGAAGCUUUACUUUGCACUGAUGCCUCUGUCCUGAAAGCAUUUAAAUUUAUGUCUUAAAGCUUGACAAAUUUUGAAGCAAAUGAACAACGUAUUCUAAGCGAAUUCAGGUACUACCUGUUUACCUGGAAUUUAGCGCUUUUAGGAGUGAAUUCUUGAAAAAGGACUUCAGUAGUUUCCAUUUUGAAGGAUUUUCUUUCAAAUAACUAUUUUAUCUGAAAUUGCCUUUUAUAAACUUGUCUAACAUGUGGCAAACUUAGUGAUGUGUUCAAUUAAUUUAUAUUUUAUUCAACAUUCUUUUUAAAUUUUGGUUAUUAUGUAAGCUCAAAUUCUUUAUCUGUUCAUGUAAGGUAUUUUAUAAAAUUAAUGUUAACAGAAUGUUUGGUUGGUCCGUGAUUUUUCAAGACUCUCAUUCUCUUAUACUGAAUAUUAUCACUUUUCAUAUGCUGCUUUAGAAACAUAGCCUAUCCUGUGUAGGUGUCUUAGAAACCAUUGUUUUGUAAGCCACAAAAAUGAGGCCUUGCUCUAAAAUAAGGUGAAUCAUUGCAUUGAGAUAUUUGCUUUAUAUCCCCAUACAUUACUUCAUUUCUAAAUUUCAGUAGUAAAAAUUUAUAAAUUGGCAGUAAUUUUGGAAUGUGCAUGUAACAGUUGUAUGGCAGAAAGAUGAUAAUCAUAAAAUAUUCAUAAUCCAAAGUGGUGAACAUAUAGUCCAACUGUACAUUAAUUUGCAGGAUUAUUUUCCUGAGGAAAAUUACAAUAAGCUCACACUGGUUUUUCUUUAACAUAGUGUGCAUUUACAUUCUCAAGCAUUGUACUCUUAAUGUAAAAAAUAUUUUAGGAGUGUAAAACAAUUUUUUUUCUGCUACUGUAUUACAGCAUUCUGAAAGAAGUUUAGAAAAUCUAACCCCUCUACUAUGCAUGACAAUACAACUAUUACUAUUUAAAGCCCAACACCAUUCCCUGCAGGUCAGAUUAGACCUACAAUGAUAAGAUUUUCAUUCUUCAGUCUGUGUUAAAUACUUGUCUGUUAUAUAGGUCACUAGUCAUAUUGCCAAGUAGGGAAGUUAACUGUUUGGUAUACUUGUCCAUAGUACUGUAGCUGCCUAUUUCUUUCAUUUUUACUCUUCUGAUGUGAAAGUCAGCUGUAACUUUAUUGCAUUAUAAUCAAAUUUUAGCAGCUGGGUGCUCUAGGAAUGUUUCAGGAAUUUUUGUUUCAUAGACCCAGUCAUUAAUUCUGUGCAAGAUACCUGCCUCCAUUUACCAGUUGCAAUGAGUCUCCAUGAGGAAAAUGAUAAAUUUAGUUUUUAAAACACUGUGUGUUACUUUGGCAUCUAAACAUUCCAUUUGUCCUUAGAGGAUUUCAUGUCUAGCAGGGAAAAUUCUUACUCAAAUUCUAAAUCCCAAAUCUCUUAAUCUUAAAUCACAAAAUAAUUCUUAAAUUUGUGAAAAUUAAUCCCAUAACCUUCCUGAACAUCGUAAGGAAUUUAAAGGCCUCAGAAUAAUAUAAACCAUUACAAAAUUCUUGCUUCCUAGACCUGCCAGAAACAAAAGCACAAACCCAUUGAAUACUGAUCUUUUGACUGUUAAGCUGCUUGCAUCUGUCUUGAUCUGUGAAGGAAUCAGCCAGUCUAACUACAAUAAUACUUGUUUGACAAAAGUCAGCUUUUUUUCAUUGCAGUAACUGCCACGGUAGCCAGCAAGAUGGGAGAGGAGCAGAGAACUGCAUAGAAGAUGAUAAUUCUGUCCUAACAGUCCAAGCUCCUCUCUCCUGUUGGCGUACAAGAUUUAGCUGUUUUGAGCUGCCCGGGUAUCUAGUGCAAAUGAAGGAGUAUUUGGUAAGAUUACUCCAGUCUUCAAUUACUGUCUCCUCCUCCGAGAAGUCCUUUGGAAGGCAUGCUGUUUUGGAACAGGAUGCCAGGGUCUUAACAGCAGAGGGAAGUGUGAAGUAGCACUCCCUUCGGAAUGGUUUUUUGAUGCUACCAAAACAACCAGAAGCUUCAUAAGGAUUUAAGUGGAAACACCUCUGUUUUAAAGCUCAUCAUCUGGGUGUUUGAAGGGUGUGUAUAUGUACAUGCUAGUCUGGUGAAGCAUGGAGGAGAGAGUAUUCCAACUGAUGCCAGCCUGCAGAGUUCAGAACUAGGCCAUGGUACUUGCCUCUGCAAAAUACCUGCUCAUUUUGGAUAGCUGAACUGAAUCUGCAGAAUAAUCAAGCUGCUAUAGUCAUCCAUGUUUUAAAAGGCAAGUUUUUUCUCCCUAGAUAGCUUGGAAGGUGCAUAUAUUUACUCCAAAAUAGCUAGCUUGCUUCUAUGCGUCUAUGUAAUGAUUAGGAUGUCAAAAAUAAUAAAUGUUCCCUAGUUUUCGUUAGAACACAAUGCAAUAAGUGCCCUAAGGAGAACUUGUCUUUUGUUAAUUUACUAAUUGAGUAUCACUGAAUUUCAAAUGCUGUACAAAGAUAAGUAAGUGUACAUCAUCAGCCAUUCAGAAAUACCUCAAGAUAGUGGCUGGUGUAGUUUUCUGAAGCUAUUAUCUUGCUUGAACAUGUGACUUUCAUGUGUUUCCUCUUGAAGUUUACAUCUUCGUUACUAAUUCAAUAUGGUUGAUAUAAAAUUCUUGGACCAUUAUUUCAAAGUUUUUAUGCUCUGUACUUUCACUAUGGCUGUUAUCAGUAGUACCUUCAUUAUCUAGGCUCAUACACUGCAAUUCAAAUUAUCCUGCUCUCACACAUUCCAGCUUCGGCAAAGUUCAGCCCUGCUUUUGUCCCACACCAGAUGCAUCACUUUGUUUACAUCCUCAUUGCUCCCUCUAAGACUGUUUUUCCUCUCUUUCUUCUACCCCAAAUCUCUUCACAGUGACAUCAACCAGAUGCAUCCUGCAUCUCGGUAACGACAGACGCUUGACAGUUUCCCGUCUCGGCUUUUGACCACAUCUGUGUUGUCUUCUGUAACCCUCAUAAGCAUUCUGCUAGUCUUGUCUGUCUCAAUCAUUAUACAGAUUUUCUGUGCCAUAUCUGAAUGGCUCCUGUGAGCACAGUCAUCCAAAAUGGAUUCAGAAUUCUGUGAGAAAGCCUGUUUUCUUUGUUAGUAUCACUGGCAUUUUUUCCUGCUCCCUUCUCGGCCUGGAAAUAUGCUCUUGUGUUUCACAAUUUGUUUGUCGGGGAUAGAGCUGAAAUGCACUGCUUAUUUCAGCAGAUCCCUAUUCCGUUUGAGAUGUGAAAAGAAACCAAUAAAGAUAUCCUCUCCUAAUAACA